Molecule: messenger RNA, 1075 nt
Organism: Anopheles bellator
Lineage: Eukaryota; Metazoa; Arthropoda; Insecta; Diptera; Culicidae
Product: L-lactate dehydrogenase
Exons: 4
Coding region: 1-999 (332 amino acids)
Biological process (GO): carboxylic acid metabolic process
Cellular component (GO): cytoplasm
Molecular function (GO): L-lactate dehydrogenase (NAD+) activity
Source: RefSeq, a predicted model, not a curated record
AUGUCUGAAGUGAAAGCGAAACUGCUGACGCAAGUUGCUGAGCCGAUGACCUCUUCUGGUAACAAGGUCACCGUUGUCGGCAUCGGCCAGGUCGGAAUGGCCUGUGCCUUCAGCAUUCUGACCCAGAACGUCUCUAGCGAAGUUGCUCUUGUCGAUGUGAACGCCGACAAGUUACAAGGAGAAAUGUUGGAUUUGCAACACGGUUCAGCAUUCAUGAAAAACGCCCAAAUCAGUGCAGGAACUGAUUUUACCAUUACGGCGGGAUCCCGGCUGGUUGUUAUUACGGCCGGUGUGCGCCAGAAGGAAGGUGAAAGUCGUUUGGAUUUGGUCCAGCGAAAUACCGACAUCUUGAAGGGGAUCAUUCCAAAGUUGAUUGCCCAAAGUCCCGAUUGCACUCUGCUAGUCGUUUCUAAUCCGGUCGACAUACUCACCUACGUCGCUUGGAAGUUAAGCGGUUUACCGAAGAAUCGUGUUAUAGGAUCCGGAACAAACUUAGACUCGUCUCGCUUCCGAUUCUUGAUGUCGCAAAAGCUUGGUGUGGCACCUACUUCUUGUCACGGCUGGAUCAUCGGUGAACACGGUGAUAGCAGUGUGCCAGUGUGGUCUGGAGUUAAUGUUGCCGGUGUCAGAUUGGCCGAAAUCAAUCCGACCAUCGGAACCGAUGCUGAUUCGGAGAAAUGGGGUGAUUUGCAUCACCAGGUCGUUAACAGUGCCUACGAGGUCAUUCGUUUGAAAGGGUAUACAUCUUGGGCUAUCGGACUGAGCGUGGCGUCACUAGCCUCAGCCAUUUUACGCAACACUUACAAUGUGCACGCCGUUUCUACAUUGGUUGCGGGUGAGCACGGUAUAACUGACGACGUCUACCUUUCUCUGCCUUGCGUCUUAGGACGUAACGGUGUUAGCCAUGUUGUUAAGCAGAUUCUAACGCCAGAGGAAACGAAGAAAUUACAAAGUUCUGCAUCGCUUAUGGCAAAGGUUCAGGCUGGAAUUAAAUUUUAAGCAUCACACAUAAUCUGUCUGUGUGUCUAUGUUAUUUAUUACUUAAUGUAAUGUUUUUUUAAACAAUAGGCAUAAA